AAAUUCAAUUAUCGUCGCAACUUCUUCGGGACAGCGUCGGCGGCUACCAAAUCUCUCUGUCUCUCUAUCUCAAAUACGGUUUUUUUCUCUGAAAGCGAGAGACCCUUUUGGAAGAGGAACAAGGAGAAAGAAAAACCCAAAAUAUUUUCUUCUUCUUCUUCUCUUCCGCAAAAUUCACAAAGUAAAUUUAUGGAUAACAGGUGCAAUUCUGGUUCACGUCAACUUCAUUCUGUCGCUAAAAACCUUCCGUCGCUUUUUCAACCCUUUGAUAGAUCCAUUCCUGGCUUUCCUUUUUUACGUUUUGGCCUUCACAAGUAGCAUUUUUUCUUUCUCCUCAAUAAAGGUCUUCAGAUUGUGGCUUCCUUAGUUUAUCGUUCUGUAUAUGCUGCACAAAUCUUCAGACAGAGAGAUAACUUUAUUUCUGCUUAAAUUAUGGUGUAUGGACCAUGAUGACUGUUUCAGCCGAAUCAUCCCUUAAGAAGAUGUCGUGGUCCAGGGGCAAACAACCUUCUGGUUGGACAGCUUUUGAUCUCAAGCAGAAAAUGAAGAACAGUAUUGAUUCUGAAGUUGACAAGGAUCCUUUCCCACCUAUAGGCUCAUCUAGUUCUAUGCGACAUGGUGAUAAGUUUGUCAAGAAGAAACAUGUUCCUCUGAAGCCUUUCUCUUCGGUACUUGUACCUAAUGUAAACUUCCCUCCUUUGAAGGAGGCUGGGAAUGGCCAAAAGGCAGUUUUAGGUUCUGAUUCUUGCGGGACUACUGCUCAGGAAGAUGUUAAUGGACCUACCAAGAUGCUCAAAGAGCAGCAUCCUUGGGCUGAAAAUAGCUUGAUUGACGAUAUCUUGGCCGCCGUUAAUAAUAAUGUUGACAAGGCUGUGGCUUUAUUGGAAACAAUGGCCUCUGCAGUCAAUUUCGAAGAACACAAAGUAUUGAGCAAUCCCCAUCCAAGGCCACUUAUUUCAGAUGAUGUAACACGUGUGGUGAAGACUGGUGAAAGUCUUGCAUUAGAAAUGGUCAAAGAUGACAUUCUCUUCCAUUCUAAUAUUGUUGGUCAGCUCCAAGAUAACAAUAAAGACUUGGAGAAUAGAUAUGCUUUCUCAGGUCAGAAGUUUUCUGAUGUAAUGGACCUCUUGAAUUCUGUUCCGGUCGAGCCUGAAUGGGAGGAGGAUGAUAUUUACUUAAGCCAUCGAAAGGAUGCAUUGAAGACAAUGAGGUCAGCAUCACGACAUUCUAAGGCAGCCGCAAACGCUUUUCUAAAAGGAGAACACUUUUCUGCCCAACAACAUUCAGCGAGAGCCAGGGAGGAAUGGCAUAAUGCCGACAAACUUAAUUCUGAGGCAGCUACAAAAAUAUUAAGUAUCAGAAAUAGUGAUAAUGAUAUCUCGAGACUGGAUUUACAUGGUCUUCAUGCAGCUGAAGCUGUUCAAGCAUUGCAAGAACAUCUCCGUAGAAUUGAAAGUCAAGGCUUCUCAAAGAGCUUAGCCCCUUCAAAUAAUGCGAAGAAGAAUGGCGAUGCACAUUCCACUCUUGGGUCUCUUAACUUAAUGGACUGGGAAAAUUUGGAUAAGCAAGUGCCAUUAAGGCUUAGAUCAUUAGCUGUACAUGUGAUAACAGGUGUUGGCAAUCACAGCCGAGGCCAAGCUGCUCUUCCUACAGCUGUAAGAAGUUUCCUCAGUGAAAACAGAUAUCGUUUUGAGGAGAUGAGACCAGGAGUAAUCACAGUGUGGCCCAAAUUUCGUCAAAGUUGAUGACAAAUAUGUUAUACCAUUGAUUAUUCUUACGGGGAUCUGAAAGUUUGUAUACUUCAUGUAAUUUUAUCAUGUACUUCUUACUGGAGUUACUAUAUCACUUAUGCAGCGGAUAGAUUAUUAUUAUUAUUUAAUAAAACCAGUGGGAAGAUUUAAUUCUACAUGUAAUAGUCUUGCAUUUCUGUUC
This is a messenger RNA of Medicago truncatula (barrel medic), 1932 nucleotides long. RefSeq lists its product as uncharacterized. Lineage: Eukaryota; Viridiplantae; Streptophyta; Magnoliopsida; Fabales; Fabaceae. The transcript is spliced from 5 exons. The coding region runs from base 447 to 1745 and encodes 432 amino acids. The record is from RefSeq and is a predicted model, not a curated record.